Hyalella azteca is the source of this 2002-nucleotide messenger RNA. RefSeq names its product putative protein MSS51 homolog, mitochondrial. The transcript is spliced from 3 exons. The coding region runs from base 66 to 1514 and encodes 482 amino acids. Gene Ontology annotation, cellular component: extrinsic component of mitochondrial inner membrane. NCBI's taxonomy places the organism in Eukaryota, Metazoa, Arthropoda, Malacostraca, Amphipoda, Hyalellidae. The record is from RefSeq and is a predicted model, not a curated record.
AAUUUUUUAGAUACUAGAAUUUUGUCCUAAUUUUUAAUAUUAAUAAAUUCAGUAGAAAAUUUACAAUGGGUAGUCACCAUCUUGUAGCUAGUGGUGCACCUCAUGAACUUGAGUACCGUCUCAUGAGCAACGAGUCUCGUGUCCACAACGCAGGCUUGCCUGUAGUAAGACACUACCAUCCUGGUGUCUGUCACACAUGCCUCAGAACUCCUCCAGAUCCUGUGCAAGAGCCUCUACAGCCGCCUCUGAUGCGCUGCUCUCAAUGUCAGCUUGUCGUCUACUGCUCCAGACGAUGCCAGAAGACUGACUGGCGUCAUCACAAGGACUUGUGCCGUGUCAACAAAGUUAAGGGCGGCAAGAACGUGUUUGGUCAUGCUAAAGAGCAGGUAGCCCAUGGCGGAAGCUGGUUACGCUAUAGGAGCGUGAUGUACUUGGCAGCAAUGGCGAACUUAAAGCGCAAACUGCAGCCUUAUGAACAUGAAAUCUUCAUGUUUCCUCGAGUUUGCAGCAUCUGUCUAAGUUCUGAACAAGAUCAACUUGCUGACUGCCCCAUGUGCCACUCUGUUUUCUAUUGUUCUUCCGAGCACCGAGAUCUGGGCCUCCCACAACACAAGACCCACUGUCUACAGUUCCUUUUAAUGUUCCAAUGUGAUAAAAUUGAAGCUGAGAAGGGUAUUCAAGAUGUCCCUUUUCCUGUCAACAUUGACACUGUUUACAAGAACUUGCCCGAUAGACUCAUGACUUUGGUGAAACCAGAACUGGAGCGUGAGCCUUUGGAAUCUCUUGAUAUGAAAUUUGUUUUGAUGAUAACUGAAAGGCUCAGCUAUCCGUUAUCUCUGCAAUAUGCCUUGCAAAACGUAGGUUUGGGGUCAGAUAACACAGCCUUGCAUGAUGUGACAAAACUGAACGUCCAUGUGGUCGGAGCCAAGUCAUACACAGAACUUCUUGGGAUCAUCAGAUGGGAAUACAUGGUGCAUCGUCUGCCUGCUCUUCAAUUCCUCCAUGUGGUAUUCAUUGGACCUGAACUAUUUCUUGAUGGACAUUCAGAAGAGGACGCUCUUCCUGAUGACCACAUUCUGGAUGACAGCGGGCUAACCAUGUGCGACGACUGCAAAGCAAAGCCACGCAUGAUUGUCUAUGAAAUGGCUAAUAUGUGCUACCACGAUUUCAUUGAAACCUCGUAUUAUUCAAAACCUGAUGUCGUUAUAGCCUACAACUGUGGUUUCCAUGAACAGGUCGACAAUAAAUCCAAAGAUACGUGGAAGUCUUCAUUGCCUCUGCUCGUAGCAGAUCCUGCCGUCCCGUUGGUGUUCACCUCUUACACGUUACAAGAAGCGUGUAAGGAUCUAAGUGCGCUACAAGCUGCUGUUCCAGUCAAGGUUGUUAUGCCCACGCAGCGUAAUCCUUUCAGCAGCUGUCGACCUUACAGAGAUCAUGAGAUUGAAGCUUCUGGUUCUAAUCCCUUAUUUUUCUGGAACCAAUAUAUAACUUGCGUUCGUCGUGCUGUUGAGUGAUGUCUAUUGACGGCUUUGUUGUCAUUGUAGAAUUUGAGUCCAAGCAAUGAUAGAACAAUUGUAAACCUCUAAAAUUGAGGUUAGCGAGUCCACAGCUAGAUUGGAGGUGCCGAGGCUUUUAAUAAUUAUUUGUUUGAUGAUUUCAUAAUUUUUGUUGUUUAGUGUGGCACAAACGGUGAACAGGAACUGCACUGAAACGCUUCUCUUCGGAUUUAUUUUCUUAAUGAAAAUUGCUGCUAAUUGGUAAUCAGAAUACCAGGAUGUUGAAAAUCAAACUUGAACUUAGAAACAGUGCCUUUUUGCAGGUGAAUAGUUGAAGUAUUGGGUCUGAUAUCUUCGCCGAUUCAUGCGUGAUGUUAUUUUUCCUCUCUGUCUCUCGUGCGGGCGGCCGACGUCCCGUGUAAGCGACCUCAUGUUAGAGUGUCUUAGUUUUUGUUGCUUGUCACCUGUCCCUCCUUGUCACUUCGUCUCUUUGAGAUUCUAACGCU